Molecule: messenger RNA, 2583 nt
Organism: Nematocida major
Lineage: Eukaryota; Fungi; Microsporidia
Product: ribosome biogenesis protein BMS1
Exons: 1
Coding region: 1-2583 (860 amino acids)
Biological process (GO): maturation of SSU-rRNA from tricistronic rRNA transcript (SSU-rRNA, 5.8S rRNA, LSU-rRNA); ribosome biogenesis; endonucleolytic cleavage of tricistronic rRNA transcript (SSU-rRNA, 5.8S rRNA, LSU-rRNA)
Cellular component (GO): 90S preribosome; nucleus
Molecular function (GO): GTP binding; U3 snoRNA binding; GTPase activity
Source: RefSeq, a predicted model, not a curated record
AUGCCAGAAAGUUUCAAAGAGCAAGCGCAGCCAAAGAAAAAAGAGAAGCGUUUGAAGAAAUUCUCUGCAAUAAACAAAGUAAAGUAUGACGAGAGAAAGUACCAGACUCCCAUCGUUAUGCGGUCGUACGGGGUGGACUCGCCGCCCCCGCUUGUCGUUAUUUUUGGGCCACCAUCAUCUGGAAAGACGCUUUUCAUGAACUCUGUUGUGCGCUGCUACAGCAAGCAGAAGAUAGAAAAAAUCAACGGGCUUGUCACGCUUACUGCUGCAAAGUCCAGAAGGCUCAGCUUCUACGAGUGUCCUGCUGAUCUUCCUGUGAUGGCAGACACGGCAAAGGUUGCUGAUCUGGUGAUUCUCAUUAUAGACGCCCAGGUCGGCCUGGAGAUAGAAACCUUCGAAAUGCUCAACCUUCUGAAGACGCACGGGUUUCCCAAACUGCUUUGCGUAGUCACCAAGCUGGACACGGUCAAGGGCGUCUCCCAGCAGAGGGCCACAAUGAAAAAGCUGAAGAGGCGGCUGUGGCUGGAGGUGUGCGACGGAAUAAAGGUUCUCCCCAUGUCGAAGACUGUUGGCGGAAGGUACUUGGACAAAGACGUGCUGAACGCGUCAAGACACAUCUCGCAAAUGAAGUACCGGCCCUUUGAGUGGAGGGCGUCGCAUCCGUACAUUGUCGCUGACCAGGUUGCAGUUGAGGAGCAAGCAGAAGAAAUCGCGCAUGUCCCCGAGGGAAUGAAGAUAUUCUCGCUCUCAGGGUACGUGCGGGGCGGAACCGCCCUGAAGAAGGGCACUGUUUUCCACCUGCCUGGGAUUGGAGACUAUCCGGCCCAGAGCAUGCAGGUGGUCAACGAUCCGUGCCCGCUGAAGAAUGAGCAGAAGAAGAAGCUUAGCGAAAGAAAAAAGCCGCUGUACGCCCCAAUGAGUGACAUCCGGGGAAUGCUGGUGGAAAAGGACGCUGUAUAUUUAGACAUAAAGAAGCCAAAGGAAGAGGAAAAGCUUCCAGAGUACGGGAAUGCGCUGGCAGAAAAGCCCUUCUCUCUGUUUGGAGAGCCGUCUGGAAAAUUCACGAUCGAGCCAGAGGUGCCUGAAGGCGCGCCGGAGGAAGCACCGCAGGAAGUGCCUGAGAACUGUGUGACAGACAGCGAAGACUCGCUCGACGAGGAAAUGCGGGAAAAGCCUGGGAGCGCGCAGAGCACUGCCAUGUCCAUUGACUAUGUUUCAGACGAGGAAAGCGACCAUUUGGAUGAGGCGGCCGUUCGGAUGAUGUUCAAGACAAAAAAAGAGACAGAGGAGGACUACAUUGAAAGGUUUAACGACAGAUACAAAGAGGAGGAGAAGGACAGGCGGGACAUAUUUGCGCAGGAGAGAGAAAAGGUGAAGGAUGCCGAAGAGACCACGCACGCCCUGCUGGAAAAACACUCGGACAGCGCAAAGGAGCAUCUGGAGGGGGUUCCCCCUGGAAGGUACGUGAAGGUCCUUAUGCUGCUGCCUGCCGCUGUUGCCGACGUGUACACCCCCGAGAACAUAUUUAUUCUUGGCGCGAACAAGGAGGAAGAGCUGUCCAUGACGUUUGUGCAGGGAAGAGUGAAGAGGCACAAGUGGUUUAAGAAGACGCUCAAAACAAAGGAGGCGCACUAUGUGUCAAUGGGCUGGCGGAGGUUCCAGACGUGCCCAGUGUUUUCGAUGAAAGACGCAGUGCGAAACAGAAUGCUCAAGUACAUUCCGGACAGCAUGACGUGCAACAUUUCUUUCUAUGCGCCAACGCACCCGCCUGGCACAAGCUUCACAAUUCUGAGGAAGUUCGGAAAAGACAAAAACUUCCGGAUAGCAGCAAACGGCGUGCAGUCUGAAGUCGGCGGAAAGCCCCGAAUCAUGAAGAAGCUGAAGCUGAUUGGAUACCCUGAGAAAAUCAAGGGGCACACAGUCUUUGUCAAGGACAUGUUCCACACGCAGGAAGAGGCUGCCCGAUACGAGGGGGCAAUGCUGAAAACAGUGAGCGGCCUCAGAGGGCAAGUCAAAAAAGCCGGCGAAAAGGGGCAGUUCAGAGCCUCGUUUGAGGGCCAGAUACUGAUGAGCGAAAUAAUAUUCCUUCCGUGCUUCUUCCCGAUCACCCCGAUGAAGGUGUAUUUGAACGCGGAAAACUUUGCAGACUCCGGAGAAAUAAAGCUGCUGAAGGAAAUCCGGGAUGAGAAGGGAAUUUCUCUAAAGAGCAAGCCCAGCAGUGCGUACGGGGAGGUUGCAGAGCCCACCUUGCCGAAGGACAAGCCCAUUCCCUGGGCCAUACUGGAAAGAGCCCCGGUUUCUAUGCUGAAAAUGGAGGCAGAAAAAGAGGUAAUCACGGGCUCCACGGAGACCAUCCAGAAGCUGAAGCUUCUCCGCACGCUCUCAAGCAAGGUGCAGCAGAUGAAGGAGGAGAAGGAAAGACACAGGCAGGCCCGCAUACAGGAAAUCACGCAGGAGCGAGAGGCUUCCAGAAAGGAAACUGUGACCAAGAUGAAGGCAGACGCUAUGAUGCAGAGAAGACCAACAAACAAAAGGCACAAGAAAAAGAGCAAGCCAAAGAAGGCCGCCGCUUCAAGCAAGUAA